Messenger RNA from Fusarium oxysporum Fo47, 561 nucleotides. RefSeq lists its product as uncharacterized. The transcript has 4 exons. Bases 1 to 561 code for a protein of 186 amino acids. The record is from RefSeq and is a predicted model, not a curated record. NCBI's taxonomy places the organism in Eukaryota, Fungi, Ascomycota, Sordariomycetes, Hypocreales, Nectriaceae.
AUGGAUGAUCCAACAAUACCGCCUGAAAAAAUACCACCAACUGUAACAUCGCUCCAAGACCUUACGAUUAUCGAAGCCUGGGACACAGAAGCAAACAAGCCUAAAUAUAAGAAAAGGGAAUUGAGUUUUGCAGAGUUCACUGCAGCCCUGCAACAUGUCAAAGACGAAGAGAUCUACCCUGACGUCCCGAAGGAUACACUUACGAUGGAAAAAGUAUCCCAAACGCCACAUCCCAAUAUUGUUGGCUACCAUGGCUGUCGUGUCAGGCGUGGACGUAUCACGUCAAUAAUACUUGAAAAUAUGGAUCAAACACUACAGCAAUACUCAAUAGCCUACAUCCACUCACUGGAUCUGGCUCACAACGAUAUCAACCCGCACAACAUCAUGGUCAGGGAUGGAAUGCCGGUCCGGAUUGACUUUGGGUCAUGCCAACCUAUGGGACAACGGCUUCAGUCACUGGGAACUGAAGGUUGGUACGAGGAACUGUUCUUUACUUCUGAGAAGAAACAUGAUACAUAUUCAUUGAACAAACUUAGAGAGUGGAUUCAUAAUCCGGAAUAA